AAAUUGUGUUCCUCCGAUCCGACUGUCCAACAUCAUCAAUAUUAGAGAGAGAGAGAGAGAGAGAGAGAUAGAGAGAGGGGAGAGAGGGAGCGCAUUCGCGUGUGUGUGAAAAUCUCUUGGCUUUUAAGGAUCUGUGGAGUGGAGCGAUGCGAUGUCGGGCGAGACGGUGUUUGUGGAGCGGUGUAAGGGCAUUAAUGGCCUCGACAAGGUGGUCUUGAGGGAGGUUCGUGGGAGUUCUGUUGAGGUGUAUCUGUAUGGCGGCCAAGUUACAUCAUGGAAGAAUGAUCACGGGGAAGAGAUGCUUUUUGUUAGCAGUAAGGCUACCUUCGUGCCUCCAAAGGCUAUACGUGGAGGUAUUCCAAUCUGUUUUCCUCAAUUUGGAAGCCAAGGUCCUUUAGAACUACAUGGACAUGUGAGCAGUAGGCUUUGGAGUAUUGAUCCUGAUCCUCCUCCUGUUCCAACAAAUAGCCUCAACAAAGCUUGUAUUGAUUUAUUACUUGAACACACUGAAGAAGGUGUGAAGAUAUGGCCUCACAGAUAUGAAAUUCGCCAAAGGGUUUCCUUGCGAUCUGGAGGAGAUCUGAUGUUGUCAUCCCGCAUUAGAAAUACUAACACAGAUGGAAAGUCAUUUACAUUCACAUUUGCCUAUCACAACUAUUUCUCCGUUUCUGAUAUCAGUGAAGUGCGCAUAGAAGGUCUCGAGACGGUGGAUUAUCUAGAUAACCUGCAAAAUAGAAAACGAUUUACUGAACAAGGGGAUGCAAUUACGUUUGAAUCAGAAGUGGACAAAAUGUAUGUCAGUACACCCACCAAAAUUGCAAUUCUGGAUCAUGAGAAGAAACGGACAUUUGUAUUGCGGAAGGAUGGACUUCCUGAUGCUGUGGUUUGGAAUCCCUGGGACAAAAAGGCAAAGGCAAUCCCUGAUUUUGGGGAUGAUGAGUUUAAGCGCAUGCUAUGUGUUGAGGCUGCUGCUGUGGAAAAGCCCAUCACCUUGAAACCUGGUGAGGAGUGGAAAGGAAGGCAGGAGCUCUCUGCUGUUCCUUCCAGUUAUUAUAGUGGUCAACUUGAUCCAAAAAAGGUACUUCAAAGCAGAUAGAACACUGGCUGUUUUGGUGCAUACCAUGUAAAGGUGCUCUUGCUUCAUUAGAGGUCUGGUGCUUCACAGUGAAUUCCUGCCGGGAUUUUUUGUUUGAAGGCCUGAUUCAUUUGCAGAAUGGUCAAUUACGCAUCAUUUUGGAGUACUAUUUUCUCACCAGGAAGAAAAAUGCAAUGGCGGUGGCAACCAGUGAGUUCAAUACAUAGUGCAUUUCUGGAACUUCUUUUCACAAGUAUAAUGUUUUUUCAAUUUCCAGCAAUUUUAUCUUUGGUCGAAUGUCUCGUCGUAUAUUCAUGUGACUUCUCCACGACAGCUACUGUUAUAUUAGCACAAAUGAAUUGGUUAUAUAUAUAUAUGAGAAUAUUUAUUGCGACAAAUGAUGUUUAUUUCUUAUUUGAGGACUCGGCUUUGGAAUUGCUUGUA
Camellia sinensis is the source of this 1519-nucleotide messenger RNA. RefSeq names its product putative glucose-6-phosphate 1-epimerase. The record is from RefSeq and is a predicted model, not a curated record. Gene Ontology annotation, biological process: carbohydrate metabolic process. Gene Ontology annotation, cellular component: cytoplasm. Lineage: Eukaryota; Viridiplantae; Streptophyta; Magnoliopsida; Ericales; Theaceae. Gene Ontology annotation, molecular function: glucose-6-phosphate 1-epimerase activity; carbohydrate binding.